GAUAGCUUGCCAGCGAUGACAGUGGACGUCAAAUCUACAUCUAAAACUGGGCCUCAACUUUGAUGAGAACAAACACGUUCUAGACUAUUUUUGGAUAUUACGUCAUCGAUAGAAAACUUUCGCUACUUUCCUAAAAUCCAUUUCGCGAUUUUAUUACGAAUGUGUUAUGUUUUUGUUUUUUUUUUAAACAUGGUGUUUUUACCGCAGGACUAUCUCGUUACAAUUUAAAGUAAUGUUAAGAAAGAAGACAAGAAUAUAGAUCUAGAUAUCGAUCUUUUGUUCUAAUUUACACACCAACAAAACAAAAUGGCACGAAACUUUUUUUUUGUUCUAAGAAAGUAAUGAAUUUUGUUUGUCUGUGGCGGCGCGUGGACUGAGCUCACGUGUGUUCUACUUUCUAUCAUCUGCUCCUGUAAUAUUUACACCCUCAGUCUCUCCCCCGUGUCAGAUACUAUAAUAGACAGGAGAAAAGGGAGACGAACAGAAAAAUACAAUAGUCCUUACAGGACCGAUAACUUCUGUUGAAACCAGACAAUUUUGAACUUGUGCACGGCUUUAUUUUUAAAAGGGGAUACUACGUUUUCAAAGUUGAAAAGACGCUACUAUAGAGAUCUUUCUGCAUUGAUACACAUUUUAGUGUAUGGGAUUUUUUUUUUCAAAAGUAUAUUUUCAAGGCCAUGAUCGUAUAAAGAACACGGAAGGAAGGAGAGUUGCCGGCCCUUGAUGUUCCUUUAAAAAUUAUGGACUGGUCUUACAGAGGCAACCAAAGAGAUGCAAGGCUUUCACCCCUUCCACCCGCAGAAUGAACUCUUCCAGUUGUUAUUUAACUUUUAUCAAACAUAUCGCAAUUGUUGUCAUCUUGAUCAUUCUAUCUGUGGAGGUGUCAGGUUCUUGGUGGUUCAUCAGCCAGCUCAACAUACACUCCUUGGGGGCUAACGUUGUGUGCGACAACAUUCCUGGUCUAGAAGGGCGCCAGAGGCGGCUAUGUCGUCACCAUCCUGACGUCAUGUUGUCCCUAGGUGAAGGCGCCAGACUCGGUAUUGAGGAGUGUCAAUACCACUUCAGAAACCAGAGGUGGAACUGCAGCACUCUCGAGCGGGACACCAGCCUUUUCGGGCGAGUUAUACUUAGAGGAAGUCGGGAGACUGCUUACAUUCACGCCAUCACUUCUGCUGGGGUCGUCUACGCUAUCACCAAGGCCUGCAGUAGGGGUCAGCUCAGCAACUGCGCGUGCGACCCCAACAAAAGGGGCUCCCACCAGGACAAGAAGGGCAUGUUCGACUGGGGAGGAUGCUCGGACAAUGUCCAGUAUGGGACCACCUUCACCCGGAUGUUCAUUGACGCCAGGGAAGGGAAGCAAAGAGACGGGCGAGCCAUGAUGAACUUACACAACAACAGGGCAGGACGUAGGGCCAUCAAAAAAUUCCGUAAGCUAGAAUGCAAGUGCCAUGGCGUCAGCGGUUCCUGUACCAUUAGAACGUGCUGGUUAGCCAUGCAGGAGUUCCGCUUGGUUGGGUCCCACCUCAAGACCCGGUACAACGGGGCCACGCUAGUCAUGAUGAAGCAGAACGGGGCCAGCCUGAUCGUGGCCAAUAAGAACCACAAGAAACCUACCAGGUCAGAUCUGGUCUACCUGGAGUCUUCGCCAGACUACUGUCUCGAGAACCCGGAAGUAGGCUCGCUAGGCACGGAAGGCCGCACGUGCAACAAGUCCUCACUGGGGACGGAUGGCUGUGACAUCAUGUGCUGUGGCCGGGGCUACCACACACGUGUGGUCAAGCAGCAAUAUAAGUGUGAGUGCAAGUUCCACUGGUGCUGCAUCGUCCAGUGCAAGGACUGUCAACAGUGGGUAGAGCUCCACACGUGCAAAGGUCAAGAGACCACCACUGUCAAGGACCCAAGCUAACCACGUGACUCUGUAAAGUCGUGCACCGGAAGUAAAUCUUUGGGUUAAAAAAAAGACAUACUGAAAUCUUUCUCUGACCUAUUGAGGAAGAAGUUGACAAAACAUUUUUUCAACGGUUCUUGUAAUGUGCCCAUCUCAAUCUCAGCACCUCAUUGCGUCCUCAUCUGAACUUCUUUACACACGCUGACCACUUAAUGGAAACACAUAGUCACAUUCGGAUAUAGGAGAUUUUCAUACUUAACCACAGUUAUCUACUCUUAAAUAAUACAGUUGAAUUCGCUUCAUCACAUUGGGAUGCAAUCAUUUUGUUCCUAAUCGGCUGAUCCAAUAAACCAGAUUCGCUUUGUAUAAUAGAAUUGAUUUCGGUGCUCUAAGAUUCGGUCUGAAUUAACGCGUGGUCCAAUUUACCGAUGGUUCAAUUAACCGGAUUCGACCGUAAUUUGAUCUUUAUUACUUUGUCAUUCAAAAGAAAAACUUAGAAAGUUGAUUCUGCAGUUUAUAUAUGAAAAUGCAAAAUACCUAGGUGUUAUAAUAACUGAAAAACUAUCACGGAAUCCCCAUAUUGAUGAAACUAUCAAAAAAUCAAACAAAGCAUUAGAGUUUAUUAAAAGAAAUUUCUAUAAAUCAAAUAAGAACAUAUACUAAAAUUGAACCUUGGUUAGGCCAAUAAUAGAAUAUGCAUCCUCUGUUUGGGAACCCUCAACUCAAGAAAAGAUUAAGAAACUGGAACAGACACAAAAUAGAGCAGUGAGAUUCAUAACAUUCACAUUUGAUUAGAAUAAGACUUUUAGUAAAAUCAUUACAUUUAGGGACCUUUCAGGAUAGAAGACUUAAAAUUAAAACAGUAAUUAUACUUAAAACACUGAACCGUAGUCUUCAAUACAAAAAAAAAAAAAAAACAACUAAUAAAAUAUUCAAAAAGAUACAAAGAUAAAGGCACAUUCCUUGUUCCAUAUGCUAGGACAAAUUUGUACAAAUGCUCCUUCUUCCCUAGCACUAUUACAACAUGGAAUGGGUUGCCUAAGUCAGCAAGGAAAACCACUGGAUUGGCAGAGUUUGUCAUUGUUUAAAAUGCUUGACUAGAUUGGCCUAGGGAUGAGCAUAGGGUGUAAUCAUCUUCUAUUUCGAAGUAACGUCUGUAUUUUAUAACAUAAGAUAAAUCGGAAAUCAAAACACAAGCACAACAGAGACUUACUCAGAUACAUUGUAAUACUGAAAUACAGACACACAGAUGUAAAUGGACAACGAAUUUUAAAAAUAAUUUGGAACACUCGACUAUAAUUAGAUGCAGACAAUCAAAUAUAAUUAAGUUUUCUAGAGUCUUCAUCUACUUUUAGACACAACUGCUAGUGUGGCAUUCACUUGGAUUGUAACGCGGGUUCAAGGUCUUUGAUCUUAGUUCAACAGGAUUUCCUUUUUUUUCUCUAACCAAAUUCAAAACAUUAUUGAGAGUUGACACGCAUUAUAGUUGAUAGUUUAGUUCUCUUGGUCAUUAAAUCACUUUAGUGCUUGCUUGCUAUAGAUAGAAACGGUAUAUGUUAAGUCACAAGUAUGAAUUCAUGCGUUGUAAGUACACUUUUAAAAAAUGUGUACAAUCUAUGAACUUAAAAGAAAACAAAAAUGUAUCUGAAUGAUGAAAGUGCUUUAGAAAUUUUAACUUUUGAUUUUAAUGACGAUUGGAGUAUCAUUUAUAUUACUGAUAUAACUAAAAAAUAAAAACACUAAAAGAAUGUACAUAAAGUUUUGGUGCCUAAAAAUGUGUUUUCUCAUGAGAAUUAUUGCAAAAAAUGCACUCGUUUUUUUAUAUUAUUUUUUUUUGUGUCUUUGGGAAGAACAACACUUUGAUGCCUAAUGUUUUAUGUUUCAGUCAUUGAUUGCCUUGUUGGAUGAUGCUGUUAUUUAAACAUUAAAAGUGCCUUCAUAUGGAA
Messenger RNA from Biomphalaria glabrata, 3834 nucleotides. Its product is annotated as protein Wnt-2b-A-like. Lineage: Eukaryota; Metazoa; Mollusca; Gastropoda; Planorbidae. The transcript has 6 exons. The record is from RefSeq and is a predicted model, not a curated record. Gene Ontology annotation, biological process: canonical Wnt signaling pathway; neuron differentiation; multicellular organism development. Gene Ontology annotation, molecular function: cytokine activity; frizzled binding. Bases 803 to 1906 code for a protein of 367 amino acids. Gene Ontology annotation, cellular component: extracellular region.